Molecule: messenger RNA, 2055 nt
Organism: Habropoda laboriosa
Lineage: Eukaryota; Metazoa; Arthropoda; Insecta; Hymenoptera; Apidae
Product: late secretory pathway protein AVL9 homolog
Exons: 8
Cellular component (GO): cytoplasm
Source: RefSeq, a predicted model, not a curated record
AUGGCAGAAUCUGUUGGACCAAUACUUCAUGUGAUUGUCGUCGGAUUUCAUCACAAAAAAGGAUGUCAAGUAGAAUACUCAUUUCCUCCUUUGGUGCCUGGAGCUCCAAAUGAAUGUCCAUUAGGUUGGAAGUAUUUACCGACCCUUGCUUUACCAGAUGGAUCUCAUAAUUAUGAUGAAGAUACAGUUUACUUUCAUUUACCUAGUCUGAAUGAUCCAAAACGCACAGUAUAUGGCAUUUCAUGUUUUAGACAAAUUCCUGUUGAGAAAUUAAAAAAUCGUACAUCUGAUAUAACAAGAGGAACAGUUCAAAAAUCUGUUUGUGUAUUAAGCACUUUACCAUUAUAUGGUCACAUUCAAGUAAAAAUGGCUUUGAUAACACAUGCAUACUUUGAAGAAGGUGACUUCAGCAAAGUGUCAUUAUUAGAAGAUACAUACCAUCACCUUAAUUCUUGUAUGAGCAGUGAAAGUCAAAUACCACCCCAAAUCUUUGUUGGAUUGUCUGCAAGAGAUUUCAUAUUGCAAUUUCGUCAUAAAGCUGUCUUAUUAUUUAAACUACUUUUAUUAGAAAGAAAAAUAGUUUUUUAUCAGUCACCAGUUCAACCAUUAUGUGCUGCAAUAUUGACAUUACUCUCAUUGUUUCCUGGUAUGAUAGAACAUGGCUUGCAACAAGCUGCAUGUGUUAGACCAUCUAGACCCAUGUCUCCUAUUCCUACGUUUGAUGAAGAAGAAAUGUCAAUAAAUAACAUUGAUAAUAAUUUAUCCUCCACAAAUUCUGUAAAACAUAACAUAUCUGAUACAGUUAAAGAACAUAUUAAUGGUAAUUCUAAUAGAAAUUCAUUAUGCAUAAAUGACAACAAAUCUAUUGAAACUAUGGAAAGUAAAUGUAUGGAUGAAUUUAAAAAUAUGACGGUACAAAAGAAUAACAAUGAAAAUGAAAAUUUAAGUAUGAAGGUUAUUGAAGUUGAAUCAGCACAAGAAUGCACUGAAUCUUAUGUAGAAGAAAAUAAUUCUGUGUAUUCUUCAAAGCCAAAUGAUAAUGUACACAGGGUACAGAGUAUAAAUACAAUUACAUUAAGUACAACAGAUACUGACAAUACAUUACCACGUGAUACAAGUAAUGAUGCACUUUCGGAUGUACGUUUAACAAAUAAUAUUACCCAAAUUGCUCAUCUAAAUAAUUAUUAUAAAUAUUAAAAUAUAAUUAAUUGUUACUAAUUUAUUAAUUUUCUUAAGGGUUAUCUAUGUUUACCAUAUCUGUCCUUACCAUAUUUGGACCUUCUGGCAGACAUUAAUGUUAGAGGUUACAUAGUGGGAGCAACAAAUGUUUUAUUUAAACAGAAAAAACAACUUAUUGAUGUGUUAGUAGAAGUUGAAAAUACACGAAUAGAAACAAGUGAUCCUGAAUUAAGAAGACAAUUGCAUCUUACAACAGAGGAUCUCAGAUUUGCAGAUUAUGUAGUAAGACAUGUAGCAGAACCACGCAAAGAUAUUUUUUUGGAUGGUGUAGGAUGGGAAGGUGGAGAUGAAUGGAUUAGAACUCAAUUUCGUGUUUACUUAUUGAGUAUGUUAAGAACAUCUAUGCAACAAGAUACUCGUCAGUGUGAUCAUUACAAUUCUGCAUUUAUGGCUGCUUGGCGUUCAACAAAUAAUUAUAAAAUAUGGAGUAGUUCUAGUAAGCCAGAAAUUAAUAAUAUGGAACCUGGUCAUCCGUUUGCUGGGCAAUUAUCAGUGCAAGAUAUGAAAUUACGAUUAUCACAUACAAUGCAAAAUACAGAAAGUGGCAGAAAAUUGAAUCAAGCAAUGGCAUCAACUGGAAGGGCAGUUGCAACAACGGGAAAAGCAGUAGGUGGUGCAUUCUCGCAAGCCAAAGGAGCUUUUUCUAAUUGGUGGACUACAUUAACAACAGUUCAGUCAGUAGAGGAAGGAAAGACUGACAAUCAAACUUCAAUGAUGCAUCAAACACUUUCAAAUAUAACAAAUAAAACUGUUAUAGAAGAUAAAGAAAUGAAUGUAGCUACUAAUAACACAGAUUUAGGAAUGAUUGCAGAUUAA